Messenger RNA from Lontra canadensis (Northern American river otter), 3776 nucleotides. It is a transcript of the gene CFAP92, whose product is annotated as cilia and flagella associated protein 92 (putative). Bases 141 to 3563 code for a protein of 1140 amino acids. The record is from RefSeq and is a predicted model, not a curated record. The transcript has 16 exons. Lineage: Eukaryota; Metazoa; Chordata; Mammalia; Carnivora; Mustelidae.
CCGAGGCCCGCGGGCCUUCCUGCCUGCGUCCGCAACACUGCGUCCUUGGAGCCUUCUCGCCUAGCGGCCGUGACGCCCAGGCUGCUGCCCAGCGCAACCCCUCUCAGCCAGGAGUGCCACACCAGUGGGUGCUCAGCAGAAUGUCGCUGAACGCCUGGGAGUGGGAGGAUGAGGACCCGGUGAGCAUGGGGCCCAUGUCCUCCAUGGCCAGCUUUUACCAGUCUGGAAGUGAGUGUGAUGUGGAGGAGUACCUGAAGGUCAAAGCCCAAGCCCAGGAGUCGGACUCUGAGCACCCCUGCAGCAGCGAGUCCUCAUUUGGGCUUGCUAGCACCUUCAACUCCGAUGUGCCCCAGGCUGUCCCCUGCAAGUUCAUCAUCUCACUGGCCUUCCCAGUGAACACUGGUUAUAAAGGAAAAUAUACAGGUUUGAUGGAAAAACAUAAGAAACACCCUAAAAUGGACAAACCUGCUGCAAAGUUUCGCCGUUACUACCACAUUGAGUAUUUCCUUCUGCCAGAUGAUGCGGAGCCUAGAAAGGUUGACAUGGUGCUGUUUCCCCUGGUGGCCAAAGUGUUCCUGGACUCAGGAGUAAAGACAGUGAGGCCGUGGCAUGAAGGGGACAAAGUCUGGGUGUCAUGGACCCAAACUUUUAACAUCAACGUGACGAAGGAAUUACUCAAGAAAAUAAAUUUUCACAAAAUAACCUUGAAGGUCUGGGACGCAAAGGACAAGGUUUCAAGAAAAGUCCGGUAUUACCGGUUAAAGAAUACUGGGUAUUCCGAAGAUAUGGGAUCUUUCGAAGAAGUGAAAAGUUUGGUUUUAAAUCAGAGAAGAUUGUCUGCACAGGCCCCAGACAUCAAAGAGGAGUGGAACCAGGAGGAUGCACAAGAUAAAGCAGAAAAAGCAGGAAAACACAUCAAGUCUUUGCGUGCGGAGUUUGAAACUUUUCCCAAGAUCCCCGAGGGAGAUGAGAAGGUACUCAGAAUGGAAGAACUUGCCACAGUUCGAUGGAGUAUUUCAAGAGAAACAGCUCUUUCUUUGGGAGCAGCAGUCAGCAUGGAGAUGGAAGGAGAAGAUCAUCAUGAGAGAUCAUCAUUUAGCAGCUUAACAAACAUGUUAGAAAAGCAAAAAUUUCAAAUUAAAAGGAAAGACUCAGAGGGGAGAAAGAAGAGCCAGAAGAGAGGGAAGAAAUCUCAAACAGAAGAGGAAACUGACCUCAAGAUGGAAGGAGAUUGGAAGCAUGGUACCUUCUCCACCGAGCUAGCAGUGAUGCCACUCCUCGCAGGUGGCUACCCCUGGUCCCAGCGGGUCUUGGUUGUUUUGUCCCAUGUGGCUAGAAUGUCCAUAAACAGGAUGCCCGCAUUGACCAAGCCUCUGUUCUGCCACCUAGCUUCAUGCCCACAGUCACUUCAGCAAAGUGGAGGAUGGCAAACUAUUGUGAGUCGUGGUAGGGGGAAGUCUGCCAGCAUUUUAGAUUGUUUUUUGACUUUAAAAACAGAAGGUCCUAUCAUGACUGAGGAGCAAAAGCAGGACUUAAAUCCCUUGACCAUAAAGAUCAAGUGUGUUUCCUGCCUUCCGUCACAACCUGUUCCCUUCCAUGAACUAGAGAGGCUGUGCCUCCCUGUGUACUGCAAGUACCAGUUCUUUAAGACUCCGGUUCACAGAACGGAGGGGCGGCCCCAUGCAAUCCACAUCCAUUUCCAGGACAUCAAUGUCAUCUUUCUUGGGGCAAUGCAGCCCAGUGACCUGAGGGAAUACCUGGAGGGCCCCCCCAUGGUGGUGCAAGUUCAUGACAGGGACCGCAAGUUAGAGGAGUAUUCCCGGAAGCCCACCCUGUUUGGGGAUGACCCCUUGGACGCAUACCUCAAUCUCCAGUCCCUCAUCUCUCCAGAAGAGACAGAGAGCAACCCCUUUGAAUCCCAUAACAAGAUAUGGGACCCUUAUGGGAUUGCCCAGGUCAGUUUUGCAGACCUUCUCCUAGGCCAGAAGUACUUGAACUUGGUCGUCCCCAUCCACAGCUGUGAACACAAGCCCAAACACCAUGGCCAGGAUGGCAAGAGCAGGAAAGUUGUGGGGUUUCGGGUCCCCACAGAUGGCUUCCAGCGCAAGCCAAUGCCUAUGGGUAACUACCUUGAGGCCAACUCUCUGCUCAAGAUGCGGGUGGACAUCGCUGUGCCGCUGCAGGCCAGGGCUGAAGCCCCUGACCCAGAGCUUUCAGGUACCCAGUUUGGCCGCAUCAUUUUCGUGUUUGACUCCAAGAAGAUCUCCCUCCUCUAUGGCCUGCUGCAGGACAUCACCAUGAUCAAUGCCAAGGCCCUUGAUCUGGAGGCCCACCCUAUCAGGAACAUCCAACAAAUCCUCUCAGCCUUUAAGAUGCGGGUGAAGAUCCAGGAAAGGCAGGACCUGGAUGUGCUCACUGGCUUCCACCUGCUGGAUGGGAAGCUCCACCUUCUCAUUCUGGAGGGCUUGGCUGACCAAGGCUUGAAGCAGCUAUGGGACAGCCAUCAAAGCCGAAUCACCGGGGCAGAGCCGGGCAAACACAAGGUGCUCUACAACUCGGCGCUACGGUUCCGCCACCGCCUCUACGCCGACCUGGAGACCGUCCUGUACCAGGUGCACCUCUUCAAGCCGCUGUCGCAGCUCAUGAAGCACUCGGCGCUCUACGUCCGCAACAGCGUUCUGCAGAAGGCCUUCCAGGCCCUGACCAGGAUCUACUCCAUCUGCCAUCACAGCACCAAGCUCAGGGAGGUGAUCACGAGAGGCCUGCUGCCAUCCUCCGCCAUGGUCAAAGACUUGAGCCAAGAGCUGGGGCUGCCCAUUUCGCAGGACGAUCUCGCAGAUGGAAAACUGAUGGUCUUGCCGUCUCAGCCUGCCCCUUGUCCUGAGCGCUUCUUAAGUAGGAAAUCCAUGCUGGCUUACGAGAUCCAGGCCCACAGGGACAAGUAUCUGCGGUGGCGGAACACCGUCUUGCUCAAGAGCAAAGGCCAGGAGCCCAGCCUCAUCCAGAAAAAUAUUACUGGAGCCUACCAGCUUGGCAAGAAGCCUUCAAAGUCUGUGGUGAAGGUGAUCCGAAUUUCAGCCCCGGCCAAAGACGCGGUUUAUAACUACAGUAUCCAGACCCUGAAUUCCACAGAGCUUGCUAAGAAGGAGCUGUAUCGAGAGAUGGCCAAGGAGCCAAGGAAGAGAUUCACAUACUCCCAGAAGUACCUCUCGGCCAUGGUGGAGCCUCAAGACUCUGAGGAGGAGGAGAAGAGAGCCAAGAAGAGAUCCCGCCAGGCCUGGCUCACAGCCAAUGGAUUCCAAUUGACAGGUCUUCACAGAAGCCCGGAAAGUGACUGUCACCUGAGGCUGCUGCCCAUCGGCACCGUCCCAGAGCUAAAAGAGGAGUGGAGGGAAAAUGCCGGGUUUGCUGCCAUGCUGGAUCGAGAGCGGUGGGGCUGGGACCGGCGCCACCAGGACUUCGACCUGUAUAGGCAGCCCCCACUUUUCCUGGAGCUGCCCCCUCCUCCAGCACCGAGGCCUGCGACAGGCAGAAAGACGAAAGUGAGUGGCCCUGUGUCCUGAGUAGCACAGACCUUCUCAUUGGAACGGACCACCAGUGCUGGCCAUGGCCACAACUCAGCAAACCCGCUGGCGGCCUGGGCCCAUGCCUGGGUUGAGGCCCUUGACUUGCCCAGUUCCUUGUCCCGACUGGGCCAUGCCGCCCACUGACCCCUUCCCUCAACCACAGGCCUCAUUAAAGUUCAGAGGACAGAGCUGGCACAAGGCUCACCUCGU